AUGGUGGGGUACUUGAUGCAUGGAGCCCGGGGAAGAUCCUACUCUUCCUCCUCCCAUAAGGUGGUGGCAGGGGCAUUGCCCAAUUCCAAUGGGGUCUCCCCCAGAUGCUUAUUUCUCCUCUGUUUCACUAGCUUUUGCCUGGGAGUCUUUGUUGUCAACAGACUUCCUCUGUAUAGGUUUUGGUUCACACCCAGGAAUAAUGCUUUCCCUGUGGAAUUGAAAAUGCACCCUUCUGGAAUACCUCCUCCUGUGGUCAAUUGUGAGGACAAGGACACUAGUUUUGAUGCUGGAGAAAUCCUUUCCAAAGUCUCAGAAGCCAAUGAUGUAAUCAUGACGUUAGACAAAACCAUCACUUCUCUGGAAAUGAGGCUUUCUUCUGUUCGGCGUUCUGCUGCUGUAACAAGCAGUGAACGGAGAAAUGGAAGAAAUUCGCAACAUUUUGGUGUGAAACGCCCUAAAGUUUUCUUUGUAAUGGGGAUCAUGACGGCUUUUAGCAGCAGGAAACGCCGAGAUUCAAUCAGACAAACUUGGAUGCCUCAAGGGGAUGAACUGAGGAAGCUUGAGAAUGACAAGGGAAUAGUGAUACGGUUUGUAAUUGGACACAGUUCAACACCGGGUGGAGUUCUGGAUCGUGCCAUUGAUGCUGAAGAAGCUAAACAUAAUGAUUUCUUUAGGCUGAACCACGCAGAAGGAUACCAUGAGUUGUCUGCAAAGACUCAAAUUUACUUUUCAACAGCUGCAUCAAAGUGGGAUGCUGACUUCUAUGUGAAAGUCGACGAUGAUGUGCAUGUCAAUCUUGCAAUGGUUGCAUCGUCCCUGGCUCGCCAUCAAUCCAAACCUCAUGUUUACAUCGGUUGCAUGAAGUCCGGACCUGUCCUUGCACAGAAAGGAGUCAAGUACCAUGAACCUGAGCAUUGGAAAUUUGGCGAGGAGGGAAAUAAGUAUUUCAGGCAUGCAACAGGACAAAUAUAUGCAAUCUCCAAGGAUUUGGCAACCUACAUUUCAGUUAACCGGCACAUACUUCACAAAUAUGCCAAUGAAGAUGUCUCGCUUGGAUCAUGGUUCAUUGGCCUAGACAUUGACCAUAUUGAUGACAGAAGUUUCUGCUGCGGAACUCCUCCUGAUUGCGAGUGGAAGGCGGAAGCAGGCAAUGUUUGUGCUGCAUCAUUCGACUGGAGCUGCAGUGGAGUAUGCAAAUCCGUGGAACGGAUGGAGGAAGUGCACCAGCGAUGUGGAGAAGGCGAUGGAGCAAUUUGGCAUGCUAUCUUUUGA
Molecule: messenger RNA, 1272 nt
Organism: Oldenlandia corymbosa var. corymbosa
Lineage: Eukaryota; Viridiplantae; Streptophyta; Magnoliopsida; Gentianales; Rubiaceae
Source: the annotation of a GenBank genome assembly